UUUCAGUUGUCCUUUAUUAUUGUUAUUAUUAUUAUUAUUAUCGUUACUAUUAUGAGUACUGUUGUUAUCAUUCUACUCCACAUCAAUAAAUGAAAUCAUCCAUUCAAUUAUUCGCUAUAAGAGACUUUAGUGUUGGGAUUAUGAUCUAUCACCGUGAUGCAUGUACGGUGAUAUAUACGCAUGCAUGUAGGUGAUUUUCAAUUCCUUUAAUACACACAAGCAACAUUAUUGUAUUUAGUGCUUAUCUAUUAAGUGCUAGAAAUCUAAUUUUUUUCAUAUACAUUGUCAAAAUGAAACUAACUAUCAGAAUAUUUAUGGAAUUAAUUACUUAACAAUAAAAAGAGCAAUGUCUAAUUAUCCUGUUUAUCACCCGCUACUGCCUAAUCAAUCAGAAUGGGAUCCUGCUAGUGAAGUGGAACGUAUUAUGUGUGGAACUAGCCAACAAGAGUACCCUGUGAUUACGAGUGGGUUACACACUCUACCUCGUCAUUACCAAUUACGUGAAACAAAUCCAAUCACAUUUAGAUAUCAAGCUAUGAAUGGCGGUGAGUGUAGUACAAUAAACAGAUAUGAUAAAAACAUUCAACAUAUCAACAAAAUGUAUCCAUGGGGAUCUCCAACAACAAGUAUCAGACAAUUUACAACAACAUUUCAUCCGUCUUAUCAAACUUCUGUAGGUUAUGAUCCAUCUGUACUAUUUUCAUCGUCACCUUCCUCGUCAGUUUGCUCUGAUGAACAACUGUAUUAUCGACAACAACGAUUAGUAAAGCCUGUAAAUCAAGCAAGGUACGUAUUGAGUACCAACAAAACAUUCUCUACUUCUAUCGCUACUAAUAGUACUACUACUACUACUGUUGCUUAUCCACAUAAUAGGAAUACAGUGAAUAAUAAUAUUAUGUAUGAUACAUUGCAACUAACUGGACGUGUUAAUCAACUCCCUGUUCAACAAACACCAAUAAAUAAUCUAAAUACUACAACACGCUUACAAUAUCCAUCAGCUUUAGUACGAACAAUUGUUAGAAUGGAAUCGUCGAGUUCUCAACAACCACAACAAUCAGCUGAUGUACCACCGGCUUUACCAUUAAGAGCUCAACGUUCUACAAAUCAAAAGGUAACAGUACCUACUAAACCACGUCAAUUAAUUCCUAUCCCAUUUGAAGAUCGUGUACAUUUGGAUCCAAAUAUGGUAUUGUAUAAACCUAAUGCUGGAAUUAAUAGUCAUAAUAAUCUUGACGACAACCUAUCACAAUCAAUAUCAGUUCAGUUAAAUCAUAAAAGAAAUACAUUUGAUUUAGAAAGUCAUUUAGACUGUUCAUGUGAUUAUGUACGAGGUGAAGCUGGCCUGUGGCCAGCUGAUGUAUGGUUUGAACGUAAUUUUCAUACGGUUGAUAAAUGUACGUGUCCACAUGAAGAAGUACAUCGAUUUUUUGAUAAUGCACCUUCAAAAUGGAAAUUAGCCGAUACUAUUGCCAUGCUACCAAUAAGAGAAACUGAUAUUUUGGACGAUUUAAUUGAUAGUACAAGCGAUGAAGAUGAGUCAUUGCAUCGUUCAUUACCAUCAGUUAUAAUGGAGUCACCAACAGACACAACUUAUAAAACACAAAUUGUAACAACAAAUUAUAAUGAUUUAGAUGUGACGUCCACACCACCAUUCAGUAUUCCGAUGUCGACUAAUCAUGUACAGUCGGAUAUGCAAAAAGAUAAUUCAACCUAUCGGACUAGUGUCACAUGUCAUCAUCUUGUUACAAAUAACAGUAGUAGUAAUAUUUCUUGUGAUGAAGAUGACUUGGUCCCUCUGGGUGAACUAUUGUCGUCAAAUACAAACUUACUAAGAACAAUUUCAAAUUUGGACAGACCAGAAUUUUCUAUUGAUGAGACCACAGUAAGAUUGACACCUGCAUCAUCAAGAAAACAAAGCUUACUCUGUCUUAAGGAGAAUGAAGACGAGAGAAAUACAAAUAUCUCUAGGAAAAACAGUUCUCAAUUUGUGGAGCAAAGAGAAUAUAUUCCUGGUGUAACGAAAGGGAUUGUUUCAACUGUUGCAAUACCGAGUGUACCUAGUGAUACACGUUGUUUAGCUGUUGUUACCACUAAUGCUAUUCGACGUAAAUCACCACCUGGAGAAACAUCUUCACAGUUGAGGAUGACACAGAUCAUUGGACGUAAAAACAAUAUCUAUAAAAAUCGUGCGAAUUCAAUAUACCAUGAGUCUGGAGAUAACCAUUUGACAGGAAAAAGUUAUAUUAACACAGAAGGCACACAUACAGGGAACGUGUUAAUACCAAAUAAUUUAACCGAUGCUGGUCGAAAUGAUAUGGGAAAAAGCAUCCAAGAUAUGAUUGGUGAGGAUAAAGCGGGACAACAAAAAGAGGAACGAAAACAGUCUCUGUCUCCAUCCGUUCAUCGAUUUCUGGAACCAGAUGGUUGUGUCUAUACAGAAGAUAAAGAGAAUGCAUUUCAGACAUUUCAGAUCGAUAAUGUUGCAGAAGCCCUAGAUCGAUUACACCAGGAUAUGAGAAGUGCUAUAGAAGGUAAAUUAGUGGAUAAUUCAUCCUCAUCUACAGUGAACAAAGAAGGAUCAUUAACAAUUAGCCCUAAAACUGAUUCAUGCUCAAAGCUGUUAGAUAGGCAAAACAAGCAUCUAUACACUAAAUAUGACUGGACAGAUGAGGAUAAGGAAUUCAGCCAAAAUAAAGAAAAUCAUUUAAUUCCUGACAUUGAAUUAGUGGGAGAACACAACCAUACAGAACAUGAUCAAGAGAUUGAUGUGGAUCAUUACUUUCUCCAGCCUAGAAGAUCCACUUUAAAACUGGAUGACAAUGAUUUAUCAGCGAUACGCUAUACAGCUUCUCAUAAAUCCACCGGCAAUAGUUAUAUUGGUCAUGUUCCUUCUGAUAAUCGGGAGUAUAAUGACAAAUCUCAAAAUGUUAGUGAUAAUGAUGAAGAGAACGAUGUGGGGGUACAUUAUUAUGAAGAUGAUCGUAAUUCAAUGGUGGAGGAAAAUGAAGAACUAGAUCAAAGUAUGGAAUAUAAAUUCAACGAUGAAUUGACCGAUCCUAGUUUAUCGCAAAAGUCUGGACAGACUAUUAGAUUGAAUAAAUAUGGAAGAGCUAAGGAACGAUGGAGUCUUCUUCGUACACAUGUUGGGAAGGUUGGCAGGCAGAAAGUAGAAGACAGUGAUUCGAUUUCCGCAUUUGGGUUUUAUCGAUCUAUCGAAAGUCAACCAGAACAACAACCAUGGGGUAAGAAAGCAAUUCCAAUGGUUGGUGAUUUGGUAAGUAACUAACACCGUUAGCAUGAUUUAAUGUGACAAAGUGUGACUUGAAACAUGCGAAUCGUAGGAUAAAUGAAUGUACCAAGAGAGUAACUUAUUGCUUAUAAGUUUUUAUUCAAACGAUUGAAGGUAGCUAAUCUGUGUAUCAGGUGAAAAAAAUUAUUCAAACCUAAAAAGCAUUGAAUCGGUGUUUUUCCUUAGUUUGAAACUCUACCUUACUGAUAACUCUUACAUAGACGAAACUAAGGAUAUCUGAUCUCGUAAUGAACGUUAUGCUUUUAGAGUACUGAGUCAAAACUCACUAAUCCCAAUCUUCAACCUCAGUUAAUACUCCAAACAGCAUGACAAUUAUACAUUACCAUCAGUAAUAACCUUCCAACUUCCGGUGACAUAAUCUUUGGAGGUCGCAACUUCAUAAUAGCACCUCAGCCAUCCACUGUAAGAGAAGUCAUUGAUGAGUGCGUAACUAAUUUUAAUUUCGAUAGUUUGUAAGGAGGUUUAUUUUAACAACUUAGCUUCAGCUGAAAGGGAAUCAAUAAGAAUAAAGGAGCACUGGCAAACUAUCUCAUUCUAAUUAUAGGUUUAAUGAUCCCAUGAUGAAUACCCUAUUCAAACUAUGAAGAGGGGAAACACAACACGUUGUCCAUAAAAUCGAGUAGCCUAAGAUUGAGUUUCUUGAUCUAAAAAGUUAAUUUAUUCAAUCUAAUGUGAGCCUCCUCAGCUGAUAACAUAGUCAAAUAUCAUUAGGGUUAAAACGGAACAAUAAUAAAUUAGAGAAAUAAUCUAACUAAUCAUUCGUAAAAAGUAGUUUAGUUUUUAUAAGUCAAUUAUUAAACUACAAUUUGGGCUAUAUCUUUUAUUUAUUUAAAAGGAGUGAGAGAAAUAGUAAGAAAUAUAGCUCAUUAUCAAAUUAUACUGCAUUUCCUGUUUCACUGAAAGUUGCAAUCAUUCACUUCAGUAGACUGCUGAUGAAUUUAUAACGAUGUAUGUGUGAGUGAGUAUAUGUAUGUGUUCAUGUAGAUAUUCAGCUUCAUCCUUCAGAACUACCUACAACCACUAUUAAAAUCUGAGUGAAUAUUUUUUCAAUUAUAAAGUUCACAGGUGAAACUAUAAUUAAUGGACGAUCUUCGAGCGAUACUAGACUGAACUCGAGAGAGUGUACACUUAAUAACCAGCACCAAAUGAGGGUGAUAAACCUGUGCGAGGAAUUAGAAUUAUAAAUUACAUUUGAUGAUAUUAAGGUUAGAAAUUAAAUUUCGAGUUUUCAUCAAGAUCUGACGUCAGAUGUAAUGCCAAAACUCUAUUUAUCCAAAUGGAUGAGUUGAUUUCUCGCCAAAAUCUGUGACCUGUUGUUUUAUACUUGAUUGGUUCGUCCAUAAAUUAUAGUCUCGCCAGUUCACGUUUAUAUGUACAUGUUCAAUGCUACAAUUAUAUGUAGUCUUGAAUUAAAAGUUCAAUUUAUAUUUAUAUCAUGAACUGACUUUAACUGAGCAACUGUUUAAACUAGGAAACACUGGACAGCUGGACUGAAGUUAACAAAUCAGAAGUUUGACAGGUGAUAUUCUAUCCCCGGGACUUGAAGUUUGUUACCUCAAAAUGAUAUGAGAUAGGAUAUGCACACUUAUGAAGUGUUUCAUAACGGGAUUAAAAAAUCGUUCAAUCAUUCCAGACAUAUAAUAGUUGUCUAGUUAAAUUAAUUCAGUGAUG
Molecule: messenger RNA, 4981 nt
Organism: Schistosoma haematobium
Lineage: Eukaryota; Metazoa; Platyhelminthes; Trematoda; Strigeidida; Schistosomatidae
Product: Protein unc-13 C
Exons: 3
Coding region: 347-3286 (979 amino acids)
Source: RefSeq, a predicted model, not a curated record